CAUUUACCCUAGCCCUUAUCAGAAAUAGUGUUUUGUUUACUUCCGGUAUAUUAACAUACUAACAUCAUGCCCGGGCCAUCGAAAUUUCAGAAGAAAAACUAUAAAAGACUAAGACAACACCAAAUGAUAGGAUGGAAGUAUGCUGCUUUUGUCGGAGGCAUUGUUGGAGCAAUCGGUCUUGCUUUGUAUCCAAUUGCAAUCCAACCUAUGAUUGAUCCUACCAAGUGGCAAGAAAUUCAGAAAGAAGCAAGAGCAGGAUAUGAUGUGGAAAAGAUACAACCUGGAGAAAUGAGAGUGUGGACUAACCCCAUGAAAUCAAAAAGCGAGAAGGAGUAAGAGGAGGAUACGAUGAUGGAAGGAGUAGAAGAACAGUUGUAGGCGUAUAAAUAUAUACCUACAUGUACUUAAUGUAAAGGGAGCGGCAAGACAUGAUUGAGGAGAAGGAGGAGAACAGAAUUAAGUGACAGACACGACCAGACUGAGAGGCCGACACAACCAAACAAGUUCAGUCGACAGAAAGUGUGUAUUAUAAAAAUACUUGAAUUUCGAGACUGUUGUGUAUAAGUUAAGGUACAUUGUAACAAAUGAUUAAAUGACAUUGAAACUUUGACUCUACUUGGGGAUGUUAGAUUUAGAAGACACGGAACCUUGCUGUGUGCUGUGGUGUGAGAGAGUGUGUAUAUAUAUGAUACACAUCAUGUAAAUAGAUUUUGUCUGUGAGCAUGAAUGCCAAGUAGCCGAUUCAGAUAGGAUAAUUGGAUGUGAAUGUAUGUAUAUUUGUCAGUUGACCUAAAUAAAAGUGCUCUGGAAAUGAAAA
Molecule: messenger RNA, 817 nt
Organism: Mizuhopecten yessoensis (Yesso scallop)
Lineage: Eukaryota; Metazoa; Mollusca; Bivalvia; Pectinida; Pectinidae
Product: small integral membrane protein 20-like
Exons: 3
Coding region: 67-336 (89 amino acids)
Biological process (GO): mitochondrial respiratory chain complex IV assembly
Cellular component (GO): mitochondrial inner membrane
Source: RefSeq, a predicted model, not a curated record